UGAAUCAUGGUCAAUUCCGUAAGUUUAAAGGUUAUGUUCACCACAAGUAAAUAAUGCAGCAUGAUAAGAAUUUAAUAUUUCUCUAAUUAUAUAUAAUUAAAAAAAAAAAAAAGUGAAAUAGUUUUUCGUACCGUAAAUUAUACAUAAUAAAAAAAAACAAAAUGGUGCAAGUGGGAGAUUUUGAGGCAGUUGUACUAGCCGCUGGAAAAGGUUCGCGUAUGAUGGAAUUGACAGCUGGAAAACCAAAAUGUUUACUUCCAAUUGGUAAUUAUCCAAUGAUUUGGUAUCCACUGCGUCUUUUAGAAAAAACUGGAUUUAAUGCGGCUUUUGUCAUUGUCGCUGAAUCGUCAAAAAAUGAAAUUAUCUCAACUCUAGAUAAAUUAAAUCUUAAAAUAAAACUCGAUUUAAUUGGUGUCUCCGAGGAUGAUUUAGGAACAGCUGAUUCAAUGAGAUUAAUUUAUGAGAAAGUGAAAAAAGAUUGUCUAGUUGUUUCUUGUGAUUUAAUUGCCAAUGUUGAUAUAAUACCAGUUUUAAAUUUAUAUCGAAAAAAUAAUGCAAGUAUCACGGCAUUAAUGUUGCCAGUGCCGAAAAUUUCCGACGAUUGCAUAAUAGCUGGACCGAAAAAUAAACAAAAGCCAGAAACCGAUUUAAUUGGCAUUGAAGAGAAAACAAAUCGAUUAGUAUUUUUUGCCUCAGCUUCUGAUUUUGAGGAGAAUGUUUUUUUACCAGCACGAUUGUCACAAAAACAUACGGAUUUUAAUAUUCAUUCGAAAUUAUUGGAUGCACAUCUUUAUGUUAUGAAUAAAUGGGUUUUAAAAUAUUUGUCUUUUAAUAAGAGUUUUAUUUCGAUAAAGGGCGAUUUUUUGCCGUAUAUAAUUUCAAAACAAUUGGCAAAACCACCAAAAUGCUUUGUGGAUGAUAAAAAUACUUCUAUUGUAAAAUUAAACAUUAAAGAAGAUAUUCAACGUUUUUGUAGUGAAAGUUAUCUCGAUGGACUUAUUAGAGAGAUGUCAUCUUUUAAUGAUUGUCAGACGAAUUUAGAUAAUUCUUAUCACGAUGAUAUUAUUAGAUGUUACGCUUAUAAAGUAACUGAACAAUGUGGUUUGAGGGCGAAUACAAUUCAAAUGUACAGUUUAGCAAACGCUACAAUCGAUAAAUGGUGGGAAUUUGUAAACAAAGAUUCGAAAAUAUCUCCAAAUGCUACUGUAAAAAGUACACAAGUUCAAGAAUGUCGAAUUGACAAUAAUGCAUUAAUUGAUGAGAAAACAUCAUUGAAACAAAGUAAUAUUGGUGCAAAGUCUACAAUCGAAACAAAGACGAGAAUUUCUAAUUCUAUAAUUAUGGAUAAUGUAACGAUUAAACAAAAGUGUGCGAUUAUUAAUAGCAUUCUAUGUAACGGAUGUGUAAUUGAGGACGAAACAACGAUAAAAAAUUGUUUAGUGGGUGCAAAAUUUACCAUUUCAAGUGGUCAAGAACAUUCUCAUGAAAUGUUAACGGACGCCGAUGAAUUAAUGGAAAUUUAAAUUUCAAAUUUAAAUUUAAUUUUUUAAUUCUGUAAAUAAGAUUUCUUUGAAAUAUAAAACAAAAUUUUUCAAUUUA
Leptopilina boulardi is the source of this 1599-nucleotide messenger RNA. It is a transcript of the gene eIF2Bgamma, whose product is annotated as translation initiation factor eIF-2B subunit gamma. Lineage: Eukaryota; Metazoa; Arthropoda; Insecta; Hymenoptera; Figitidae. Gene Ontology annotation, biological process: biosynthetic process; cytoplasmic translational initiation. The transcript is spliced from 4 exons. The coding region runs from base 162 to 1523 and encodes 453 amino acids. Gene Ontology annotation, cellular component: eukaryotic translation initiation factor 2B complex; guanyl-nucleotide exchange factor complex. The record is from RefSeq and is a predicted model, not a curated record. Gene Ontology annotation, molecular function: guanyl-nucleotide exchange factor activity; translation initiation factor activity.